AUGGUGAUGAUUUCUCAUAAGUUGAUGAGUUUGAUUUUGAUCAUAAUCGGAGGAACUUUUUUCCGACGAGUUUCUUCUUCCGAAACUUGUAACGGAAUUUGCGGUAGGUUGACUCUGCCAUAUCCCUUUGGCUUUUCUCCUGCCUGUCCGAUCCGAUUCCAUUGCUCUGAGGUGGAUCAAGCGGCCAAGAUCGGAGGGUUUUCCGUCCAAAACGUGACGGAAAACAGUAUACUCGUUGGCCUUCCACACAAUUGUAGUCGGAAGAUUGAAGACAUGACUCCGCUUUUCGCCUCGCAGAACUUCGCGCCGACGGAGAACAGUUUCUUAAUGGACAAAUGUAUGUAUAAAACCAACGGUUGCUCGAUAAAUCAGGGUUUCUUGGAGAACACGUUAAAACUGCAAAGUUGUGGCUCCGCGGGAAAUAUAAGCUGUUUUUCAUUAUAUACUAAUUCUAAGUUUUUCAGUAUGAAGGAUUUGAGGAAUAGCUCUUGCAGUUUGUUGUUUUCGUCGAUAGCUUUCGGGUCUGUAGGUGUGAAUGCAGGGGUAGCGCUAGAGUUUGAAAGGGUUCAGUUAGGUUGGUGGUUGAAGGGAGAUUGCAAAAACAAACCUUGCGCAGAAAACGCAAACUGUACACAAGUUGACACUCCCGAUGGAAAUGCAGGACACCGAUGCUCAUGUAUUGAGGGUUACCACGGAGACGGAUACAUCAAUCCUUGCCUGAGACUGAAAGUGAGAGGUUAG
Messenger RNA from Camelina sativa (false flax), 741 nucleotides. Its product is annotated as wall-associated receptor kinase-like 14. The record is from RefSeq and is a predicted model, not a curated record. NCBI's taxonomy places the organism in Eukaryota, Viridiplantae, Streptophyta, Magnoliopsida, Brassicales, Brassicaceae.